Xenia sp. Carnegie-2017 is the source of this 2845-nucleotide messenger RNA. RefSeq lists its product as uncharacterized. The record is from RefSeq and is a predicted model, not a curated record. Gene Ontology annotation, molecular function: transmembrane transporter activity. The transcript is spliced from 2 exons. NCBI's taxonomy places the organism in Eukaryota, Metazoa, Cnidaria, Anthozoa, Malacalcyonacea, Xeniidae. Gene Ontology annotation, biological process: transmembrane transport. Bases 398 to 1705 code for a protein of 435 amino acids.
AAAAACUCUUCCUAAAUUUGCGCUUGUCAACAUCAUUAUAAGUGCGCUCCAUUCAUAUUCCCAUUAAUUACGCACAUUCCGUUCUAUGGAAAUUAGACAAGAGGUCAAUCCUUCAUCAUUUCCUGACUAAAUAUUGCGCGCGUCGGGAGUGCCUGCAUAACCGCAUGAAGAACUGGCUAUACUUUCAAUAAACGUCGUUGAACCUCGAAAGAUUUACUCUACCAAGUCAACAUAAAGAGCUGAUCAUGUUUGCGCUACGUGUAUUGCGCAGCCUCGUCGCAAUUUAUUCCAUUGAAGCGCUCGCGUCGAUUACGUGUGCCGAAUCCCAUUUGAAAAGUGGUAAAAACAUUUGAAACAUUUCAUGCAAGUUGUAAAUUAAACAGGAUCUCUAUACAUUAUGUUCAAAGCUGGAUGGAUGCACCUCUCCCCGAUUGUGUUUGUUUUUGCUCGAUCUUUCAUAGACGGAUGUGAAAUAUACUUGAUAUUACCGACAGCUUGGUAUUACAUGAAGUCAAUAGGUCAAACAGAGAGAUAUUUGGCAGUCGUUUUAAUCGCGUUCAAUGUUGCUGCUGUUGUCAUGACUCCGCUGUUUGGGCUCGUCGGUGAUCGCCUUGGUCACGUGAAACUUUUGAUCAUUACUAGUUUUAUGAUGAAGGUUUUGGGCAAUAUGUUCUAUUGCAUUAGAGAAUUUCCCGUGUUUCCACUUCUAGGGCGAGUUUUGGCCGGAAUGGGUGAUGGCUCAAACGGUCUUGUAUUCCGCUACGUUGCGUUAAACACAUCUAAAGAUGAACGAGUUAAAAUGUUUGUUCUUCUUGAUGGCGCGUAUUGCCUAGGGAGCUCAUUUGGCCCUGCUAUCGGGAGCGUAAUAACCUUUAAGGCAACUUUCAUGGGAUUGAAAAUCGAUGCAGGAAAUUCACCAGGUAUUAUUUUGUUCUGCGUCUGGUCUGUUUUCCUGGUAUGGUCCUUCUUUUUGCCUGGCAAUUUAGACGAGAAAGUGGUAUCUGACCACGUUGAUUCUUUAGUUUCGAGUGAUUGUGCAAAACAUGACGAAACAAUAACGGAAAAAUACAUGACACAAAAUCGAGAAGUUACCAAUAAAAAAUGGCAGCACUGCAACUCGGAGGUGGUUUGCUUGUUUUACUUGAUAUUUUGCAGCGAGUUCUUUUCCAGUACGGCUUUUUUUUCAACACCACUUCUUGCCGAAGAAGUGUUAAAACUCAAACUUAUUCAUAUAAAAUUAUACUUCCUCAAUAGCUCACUUCUGAACUUUGUUUUCUUUACUGCAACAUACAUCGCUUCGAAUCGUUUCGAUGAAAGGAGAAUCGUCACGUUUUUUAUAACGAUUCAAAUAAUCGCCUUGUCGUUGCUGACAUCACUUGCAUUAACGUGGACCCAUUUCUCGUACAUUCAAUAUUAUAUUCUUUUGUUUUACGUAACGCUCGGCUCUCCAUACAUUAUAUUUGUUCUUAGUUGCUCGUUACUGUCUAAAUUCACCGAUCCGAAGAACGCUGGGUUAUUUCAAGGUAUAUCGCUUGCGACCGUUCAUUCUUCAAUCGUCAUUAGUCAAAUAUUAGCAAGCUUUGUCUUUACACAAACUGGAAUGGUGUAUUUCAGUGUUUGUCUUAUUUUUUUGUGGCUCUUUGGGGCUGUAUGGUAUGCUUUUGCGUUUGAAAACUCAAGCAAAAAAAUGCGCAUGCUACGUUGAUCCUUUAAGAUUCUUAAUUACCAAAUAAAUGCAUCGCCGGAGGACCUGGUUUUCUAUGCACAUUCGUAACUGUUUUGCAAGGAAAUGUGAACUAAAUGAAAUUUGAAAACCUCUCUUGGUUUUCCCGGAAACAAUUCGUCACUCCUUCAAAAGACAUUUGUUUGGAAAAUGUCUGACAUUUUUAACAUUAGAGCACUUUUUUAGUUAGUCGAUGCAACCCAUGUCAAAUUACAGACCCAUGAAUGAUAGGCAACUCAUGAUUUGGACGCAAGAGUUUUAAGCGCACAACGACUGAAUUUAAGACAUGGACUUUUGUAGCUGAUGAUGCAAAGUCGUUUAUGAUGAAUAUAUGGACGACGUGAGGAACUCAAAGUUUCAACAUUAGAUCAUUUUUCAUGAAUGAAAAGCACAAAAAGGAACUAUGUUUGACAAUUAUUUUUCGUCACUGCAAUCUGUUGAUAAAGAAUAAAAUAGCAUUUGUAAUGUUCUGAUAAAUCAUUAAACGGAUGAGUAAUCACAAAAAUCAAAGUAUAGCUGCAAGAAAAAUCUCGUCAUUGAUGCUUAGGAGACGCCGGUUUUCUGCCAAGUUGUCUAAAAGUAAGCUCCCUCCUGUUUUCCCAGAAAGUGACCAAUCGCCUUAGAAAAACAUUGCACAGACAUAGCAAAUCAAAUAGUCGUUACAACGUCAAUAUGAGUGAAAAAAACAAACAUCGUUUUUACUUGAAUUUUCAUACAUUGAUUAUUGUCAAGUGACGUCAUAUAGAAAGCUGAUCGAUGACAUUUUGUCGCUGGAUUUAUCUCAUACAAUCAAUUGUGUGAACUUUUCAUAGUUUUCUUAUUUGGUUUAUGUUUUUCAGUAACAGUGAAUGCAGCUCAAAGACUUAACUUUUUAAACAAAUCAGUGAUAUGAAUACAGACUAGCUUGAAAUAUCAUCCCAACUGCCGAAAAUGCUACAUUCAGUUUUUUUGGUAAUUCCAACAGAAAGAUUUAAAAACUCUCAAUAAAAGUACAUUUUCUAUGAUGAAAAUAACGAGAGAUAGAACGAUCUCUUUAACGUAGACGGCUUUUGUAUUUCUGGCAUUUGUGAAUCAUGUAACCUUACCUAGCAAAUUUUAGUAAACAUGUGCCUUGAAUAUUAA